This is a messenger RNA of Pyrgilauda ruficollis (rufous-necked snowfinch), 8032 nucleotides long. It is a transcript of the gene ZDBF2, whose product is annotated as zinc finger DBF-type containing 2. The record is from RefSeq and is a predicted model, not a curated record. Lineage: Eukaryota; Metazoa; Chordata; Aves; Passeriformes; Passeridae. Gene Ontology annotation, biological process: genomic imprinting; epigenetic programming of gene expression. Gene Ontology annotation, molecular function: nucleic acid binding; zinc ion binding. The transcript is spliced from 7 exons. Bases 267 to 3524 code for a protein of 1085 amino acids.
GAGGCCCGGGCUCCGUGCGAGCCGCGCUGGGCCGGCUCCCGACAGCCCGGCCGCAUGGCGGCGGCGGGCCGGGAUCCCGGGCGGGCGGAGCGCGGCGCUGAGGGAAGGAGGCGCCCGAGCCGGCCCGGGAGCAGCGGCCCGGGAACCGCAGCUCCCGCCAUUCCCUUCGCGGGGCGCGGCCCGCCGACCCGGAGCAGGAAGCAGAGGAUGGCGUCCCUUGACCCCAGGGCGGCACUGAAGAGCGAGUGGGGAAUGAUGGAGAUGGGAUGAGAGAAGUGUCCUGCACUGCAAAUGGCCUCCUGUUUGACAUUUAUUGCUUGCUAGUCUGGAGCCAGCCUUGGUGGAUGAGGAAGGUUGGUGACUCUAAGAUGUUUGAGAGAAUCAAACCAUCUGAUGGAGCUUCUGCUUCUUCAGCACAAGGAAUCCAAAGACAUGGUGUUGAGAGCUCUCCACGACAGGACAGCAGUAGCAGUUUACACAGAAGAGGGCAAGAACAUCCUCGGCCUGGAGCCCCCACUGUGCGAAAUAGACAAGGGUACUGCAACUGUUGCCACGUACACUACAGCAAUCUGGAACAGCAUAUUUUCAGCUCCCAGCACAGACAUUUUACAACAUACUGUAGGAAUCGUACGGGUACCAGUAGCUUGAUGGAGCGUUUCCUUCAAGAUGUUUUGCAGCAUCAUCCCCACAGAUACCAUGACAGCAGACCAACCUAUGAUGACAUGCCAUUCCCCGUCACUCUAGAGGCUCCUAGGAUUUCUUGUCCGUCCUCAGAAGAGAUGCAGAAAAAGAGAAAUAGUGAGAAACAGGAGAGUUCCAGUAAAGACCAGGAGUCCCUUCGUGAAAUAGGCUCUUCUGUUCCGUGCCUGUCUCGUGAGGGCACAAAGAAAACUUCUGUUACACAAGCAGGUUUUCAAAGACUUCAAAGAGACCAGGAACGUGUUCCAGGAAUAUCCCAGCAGUCUGUUGGCAUUUGUAGUGAUAAGAAAUGGGUAAAUCUGAAACACGCUCGAAUUGCAGAUCAGAGCCAUGAAGGUCAGUCUACAGCUGUGAGCCCUGUACCUCAGCAGUUUUCUCUCAGUCCUACAAGCCACAGUUCCUCUUUUAAUCCUAAAACAGGAAAAAAUGUUAUGGAUUUGGCGGCAUCAAAUCUGUUUCUGCAUAGAGGAUGUGAUGAAAGAGCAGGGGAGGACUGCAGUAGGGAUAUGUUAUUGAAGCCACGCUUGAAUCCUGCUUCAGCACUGGUUCACCCAAAAUGCCCUUCGGUUUCUCAUCGGAUUCCUACACGCAGCCACAGCAAUUCUUCCUUUAUUACCUCAGGUCAAUCUCUCUCAAAGCGAGAUAGUUUACGAACUCAGGAUGAAACUUUGGUGUCUGAUCUCCAUCUCAGGGAUACUGUGGGUAUCAGCAGCUCCCUUGAUCUUGGGACAUCCCCACGGCUAGCAAGAUGCAAAAACAUAAAGACAAACAGAGGUGAUGAAAGUUCAGUGGAUGAAACUAUUGAAGAUGUAAUUGUGAAAUACUGCCAUGAAACUACAUCUGAAGAAAUCUAUUUCAAAGAAGAGAAUAAUCCCAGUGUACCUUUUUCAUCACUUCUGGACCAUACUAAUUUAGAGGGCUCUGAAAUGAGUUUUGACUGUGAUGCACCAAUACAGGUAGGAACAGAUUUACCCAAGGCAGCUAUAAAAGAUAUAGAAUUCCUGAAAGAAGUCCAAGUAUGUUUGCAAGAUAAAGGCUAUGGAACACAGCUCUCUUCUGUUUUAAAAACUGAGUCAUCAGAGAAAAUAGAAGCAGUGAAAAAGGAUGUUGUAGUUCAUACCGAAGAACCAGUUCUUCCAGCCCUGCCUCACGUGCCUCCUUCUUUUGUGGGAAAAACUUGGUCUCAAAUAAUGUAUGAAGAUGAUAUAAAAAUUGAAGAACUAGUGCGUGAUUUCAGGGAAGGUCGUUUUCGCUGCUACUUUAACAGUGAAUCCUCAGCCAACUGUACGGGGAAGAGAAUGAAGAAAAAAAAGCAGAAGGAUGAAAAAAGGAUCAAUAUUAUUGAGGGUAAUAGAACAGAAAGUGCACCAGUUAAAGCACUGCCAGAAUUUAAUGAUGCUUUGAGUGGUGGCUCUGAUUUUGAUAACCCAUCUUUAGCCUCAGAUACACUAUGCAACCCACAAAUUGUAAAAAUGCCUAGGAAAAGGACGUGGCGCCUGGCCUCAAGGUGUCAGGUGGUUAAAGUCAGCCAUGGCACACAAACAAGUCUGCUGAACUACCCUGUAGCAAAAAGGAAAAUGUCUAGAAGGGAAUCUGAUCCAGCUGAUCAGAAAGCAAGCAUUGCAUGGCUGGAGAAUGAAAAAACUCCAAACAUGAAAACUAGACUAUGUGCCCUUAAACUUCCAGAGUCCUAUAGCAAGAUCAUGAGUCCUGUACAGCCCAAGACAGUGGUGUAUGUACUCUCGUGCCCAGAGGUAAAACAGUGCAAAGGUAAACCUACAGAUAUUCCCAAAAUGAGGAAAAAUCAUCACUCCACAGAUAGCAAGGACUCUGUAAGAUAUAAAUACAAACAGUGUUCUCUCAAAUAUUAUGACCCACUGACAAAUCGAAUUCUGAAAACACCUCCAAAGAGUACAGUUGGAGAAAAGGCCAAAAAGCCCUCUCAUGUUCGACAGCUUUUCAGAAGUCUCAGCUUUGAUGCAAAUAUGAAGAAACUAGCUGAUACACAGAGAGAGAGCACACCAUCAAAGUCACUCAAUUGGUCAGACUUCUGUAGUUCUUCAGCAUCUUUCCUGCCCGAUCGAGAUAAAGGUAGUGAUGCGGCCUCAAGUCAAAAGGCAGAUGGACCAUCUGUUGCCACAGAAAGAACAGAUUGUCUUGUAUCUGAGAACUCUUUUAAACACCUAAUCAUUUCACCUUUGAACUCUGUGAUAGAAGGAGAUUGUAGAUUAAUUCCAUUUAAUAGAAUUACCAAAACUCCUCUGACCUCCAUCAGGAGUGAGUGGUUAGAGAGGGAGACUCCAAAAGCAAUAUGGAAGAGAAAAGAAGGCACUAACAAAGAACCAGUUUUUUCCAGAAAGGCUGCAGGAUCUAAGUCUGUCAGAUGUACUCUUGCGAGGAGAGGAACCAGAGUAACCACAGGCAAACAAACAUCCAGGACUAAAAAACAGCAGAAAGAGGGGAUGAGAAGACAACUUCAGCCUUGUGCCCAAAAAUCUGCUUUCUCCAUCCAUAGGUGCCAGACAAGGAAAACUGCAGUGGGAAAGCACCCUAAGAAAGAGAAGCCUGAUGCUAAAAAAUUAAAGGUGAGGAGGAAACCAAAAAGGGCCUUUCUGAACUCAACAGUUGUAACAGGGAUUCCUGAAAAAAGGCAGAAAGUCACAUCAGAAUCUUUUCCCAAGAAACCAGAGCAAGCUUCCUCCAAAGUCAGGAACUGGGAAGUAAGUGGAGAUCGGGGUCAUCCUGGCACUGUGAACCGACCCUCUAGAAGAACUUCUGCUGUACCAUUACUUCGAAACUGUCUUGUUCUACCAGGUGAGAGCUAGCUACCAAAAGAACUUUUUUCUUCUUUUUUUUUUAUAGCCAGCACCUGGAAGAAGGAAGGAGAAAAAAAGGAGGCCAUAGACAAUGCAGUUGAAGAGCUAGAGCUCCAGAAAGCGCAAAGCCAGUCUAAUGUGAAAUAAAUACAACUGUAAACUCAGCUCUUGUUCCUGGAAUAUGGGGGCACUAUGUAUUGCACUGUUCUACUGUGUAAAGCUGCAGAAAUUGUGGAUUUGAUUUAAAAGCACUUAUAAUCAUACUUACUAGUCUUCACCAGUACAUCAGCAAAAUGACCUUGAAUGGUAUCAUAUUGUUAUUAUGGUAUUAUGAGUGCAUAACAGUGCACUAUAAUAAGGUAAUUUAGAAGCUGUGUUAAUUAAUUGUGCCUAUUUUAAUUUUGUCACGUAAUUCUAAAGUGCAGAAGAUAACUCAGUUGCUAUGCUAGAAAUUUAAUGAAGAUACAUCAAUCAGGGCAGAAUUCUGUGUAUGUAUUUUGUGUUUGUGUAUAUGUGCACCUUCUUCAACACAUAAUAUAUACUUGCCUGUGGAAUGGCAUUAAAAUUAAUACAGUAUGAUACAAUUCAGAUCAAUUCAAUGCUUUCUUGAAAUGAAAUAUAAUUUUACACAUUUUUGUAUAGACUUUGUUCCUGAAAUCAUGUCCAAAGCUUUUUUUUUUUUUGGGCUGAAAGUCUCUGCGGCUCUCAUCAAGCAAUAAUGGACCAUGCUGGUAAGGAAAUAUGUUUCCUUAGGGGACUGUUCAAAUGGUGGUAGCUGAAGUGAAAUCUUGAAUUCUGAAAGAAAUACAGGGUGAUGUUUGGGGGCUUUUUUGUUUGUUUUUAAUAGCUUGUUGAUUAAGUUUGUAGGUGAAUUUCACAUUCCUUAGUGAGGGGGAUGGAAAAGUUAUAAUGCAAACAAAUAGCAGUAAGUUGUUUUAGAAUGUCAGCCUUGAGUUUGGGGUUCUGUGCUUUUCUAGCUUUAUUUGGUGUAGUGUUGGUUAAAUUUUUAUGGACUGGAGUUCAAACUUUCUUUCUAAAUUUUCGGUAAAAUAUUUAAAUAAACCUAAUACAGCAUCCAUCUAAAUGUAUUUGAGUUCAAAUAUUUGGUUAAAAACCUGGCUGAAUAAAAAUUAUAUUCCACAGAGAUUCAAGUUCGGCCACUGAUAUUCCAUCUACUAUGGUUUUGUGGCAAAAAACCCUAAACCCAUGGUGGUUUAGCUUAGUUUUCUUUCUUUAUUUAAUAGUUGUUAUGACGACAGUUUAUUUGCUGUGGUUAGAAGACAUAAAGCCAGUCUUAUGGAUGUUUCUGUGCUUUAAAACCGAAGAUUAAUGGUUCAUUUACAGUAAAUUAAGCACGCAGUUAAACAUCAUCAUAAUCCAGGCUUUGGUUUUCAAAUCUUCAGCUUGAUAUAUUAUAUAAUCUAUUUUACCUUGAAGGUCUUCAUAAAUUCUCUAGUGGUACAGUACAUUUUUCAGAACACAAGAGAAACAUGGAAAAGAGCAGACCCCGCUGUCUCUGGCAUUGAACAUAUCUGUGCGUUUUCCCCUCAGAAAAUGAAACUGUUCUUGAUUCUUCAUUCACUUCUUUCUGAAGUGUCAAGGGUCACAGAUUUGGGCUGAGAUAAAGGUGGACUUGGAAAUGGUUUAUUUUAAUAUACAGUAUCUGAAGGAAAUAUAAAAGCUGUCAUCAUAAACCACAUAUUCAGAGAAUAUUUUGAGGAUGUUUUUAAUGUAUAUGCCUAUUUCCUAAGAUAAAUAAAAGAUGUGCAUGUGUCUGCUGGAAAAUAAGUUCCUUUACAAUUCAAAUAUGGUCUGACAGAUUUUUUUAUUUGUUUUGUUUUAAUUUAUUUUAUUUUUUAUAUAAAAGUUGAUUUCUUUGGACGAGUUUUCCUAUGGUUGUCAGUAGACACAGAAUCAUAUGACUGUAUUGCAAGUCACUGGAAAAUGAAGGGCUAUAAUAUAAAUUUUUAUAGCCCUCAACUAAUUGUGCCUGUAUAAUUUAAUAUUUUGUCUAAUAUAAAACUGAUGUUUUUAAAGCAAAGUUUUAAAGGAAUGGUUUUUAUAGAAAGGCUAAUUUUUAGAUAAAGCAAAAGAAGAUUUUUAAAUAAAGUUUGUUUUAAAGCAAAGCUUUAACUAUAGAUAAGUCCCAUUCUAACAUAUUUUUAUGAUACAAUAAUGUUUUCCUAUCUAACUUCUUCCAUCUUAUUUUUCACAGUAUUUCACAUGUGAAAAGCAUGAAUUAUUUUGUGGGUGAAUAAGUUUUAAUGCACAUUGUACUUUAAGAACACUAGUGUGUAUUUGUUUAGAGUCAAAAUACUGUUCUCUGUACUCAUUCAUUGUACAUUUGUCUUAUUCCAGUGCACAACUUUUCCUUGAAAUCUUGAGUAAUAAAGAUGUGUUGAGGACUAUAAAAUUACUAAUAUUUUUAGACUGUAAUGUCUUUUGUUUUUGGUAAUAGACCCUCUUAUCAGGGUGGGAUUUUUAGAAGAAAAAUGUUAUAUUUAAAUAAGAGUGUAAGUAGCUAUAUAUUUUCCUUUAAAAAAAAGAAAAAUGAAAAAAAGUAUGUAAGAAUUUAUUAGAAGAAUAAGACUUGAGGUACAAGUCUGGAAACAUUUAUGUGGUUGAUGUUGGCAAAAUAAGAUUUACUGUAGGCUUGGAUGUCAAUCUGUGCCUCACUUCUGAAUGUUCAGAAACCUCUUCUGUGCAUGCUCAAUGACCACUAGGAAAAAGAGGAAAGACUGAUAUGAGAAGUAAAAGCAGAAACUGCUUUGGAAUGAGAAUUAUGAACAUAUUUGCAAAACAAAAUAUUGCCAAGAUACUCAAUAUCAUGUGCAAGAAGGAGAAAAUUCUGAGGUCUUGAGAAAUAGGCAAGCACUUUCCUGUUAGAUAAGUAAUGCAAUUUCUGCCCUUAUGGAAUAGAACAUUGUUUCAUUAGCAGCAUGGCCAGUACUUCAAAAUGUGGUUGUGAAGUCUACAGCAAUGGUAAACUUGAGAACUGAAAUACUUUCUCUCCAAAACUGGUGGGUGGGUUGGUUGUUUCAGGGUGAUAUUUCUUGUUUCUAUUUUUGUUUGUGUUUCUUUUUCCCUUUUGUGUGUGGUUUUUUUUGGUUUUUUUUUUUUUUGGUUUUUUUGUUUGGGGGGGGUGGAACAGGGUUAUUUUAAUGUUAGUAGACAAAGAUGUUUUGUCAGUAUGUUUGCAUGUCUUAAUAUAGAGAAACAAGAAAAGAGCUGGAGUAGAGAGGAAUAAAGUCAUGCUUUUUGAAUUAAAUUGGCAGCAGUUAGAACCAGUACCUUUAAUAGUUGAGAAGAAUGUUACCAUUUCUUCUUCAGUACUUAUGCAAUUUUGACCUGUAAGUUUGUAGUUUUUAUUAUACGUUUCAUAAUUUUUAAAAAGUCUCUCCCCGCAUAAAGUACUCAUUCAGCCUUUCAAAACAGUCUUAUUUUAAGCAGAUUUUUAUUAUUCCUUAGGAUUGUGAACCAUGGGUGUGACCCCAUCAUAUUGUGCCAGGUGCUAACCAAACAUAAAAUAGCAAUCCCCCAAAAUUUUAGAUAGCUGACACUUGCACCUCGCAGUUCUUUCUGACAGGUUUGUAUCCAAUGUUCUGGUAAUUGUGUUAUGAAAAUACCUCUCUCUGGGACUCAGAUAAAUGAGGUUAUUUCUGUUUAUAAUGAGCCUAUGGCUUCAUCUGAAAUUGUGUUUUAAGUUUCAUGCUGAAUUUGUGCCCAAAUGAGAAUGUGUUUUGUGGUUUUUAUGUUGUUGUUAUUGAUAAUGUAUUUUGCAAUAAUUUUGCUUGAUGUUGUAUUUUUUUAUCUGCUUCUCUAUCUCUUUUGUCUGUGGUUGUUUGACACAAUGUGGUUUUGUAAGGAUACAGUGAUACUACAGACUCAUCCAGUCCUGUGGCUGGAUGUUCUUUCUCUGUAUCUUCUGCUCAUUUUAUCCAUUGUUUUUCUGAGUCAUGUAUUUGGAUUUCUUAUUUUUAUGUUGUAAAGAGCUAAAUUUCAGGGCAGUAUGUUCUGUUUGGAAGUAAAUCUGACAGGUGACAGAAGAGGAUGUUGUCCCAGUCUGAAGUGCAGAGGGCAGGUUGGCACAGGUGCUCCUGUGCUUGGGAGCUGCUUUACAUCACUGAACAGUGUGAAACAGGAGUGGGAUGAUGAUUUUUGAUUCCUUUGCCGGUCUUCCUUUCUUCUUCCCUUAGGGUCACUGUGCCUGAGAACAAAGUAAUCAUACUGGAAAUGAGGGGUUUUCAGCUUUUGGUGUUUUGGGGACAGAUAGGAAAAGCAAAAUGUAUCUCUUUCACUAAUGUAACUAAAAUCACUGAAUUUUUGCCUUUAAUGUUUUACCUGCUGAAUUGCAACAUUCCUGAUAAUAUUUUUCAGAAAAAUAUUUGUAAUAAUAGCAUAGUUCUGAGCAUGCCCAGAAGCAAAGGUUUUGUUCCUUGUUCGUUUUGCAGUUAUAAAUUCAUUCAUUCCUUCAGCAGAACAAAUCUUGUUUUAAUAAAGUAAAGAUUGAAUAUGUG